Molecule: messenger RNA, 717 nt
Organism: Thyridium curvatum
Lineage: Eukaryota; Fungi; Ascomycota; Sordariomycetes; Thyridiales; Thyridiaceae
Exons: 1
Coding region: 1-717 (238 amino acids)
Source: RefSeq, a predicted model, not a curated record
AUGGUGCUCCAGGCAUUAGAACACAAGCUCGAUCAGCAGUCCCGAGAUCUCAUCCUCGCAGCCUUUUUCGGCACGGCGAAGCAACCAGCGCUAUGCAGUGACUAUGAUGGAUUCUUUGGUCAUUAUGAAAGAGAAUUGAAACAGCUCCGAAUGGGUGUUUUGACAAAAUCAACUGUGCUCUCCGGAUUGGCCGUCAAGAAGCACGCGGAUAUUGCACAGCUGUGCUUGACUUUGCAACAGUGUGGAAGCCUCACUCGAGAGCAAAUACGCUUGAAGGUCCGUCAGGAUUACUUUCCCAACGACAAGGACCUAUCCAUCAUUAGGUCAAUUGACUUGACCGUGCGGCUAUGGCUCAUGAUCAAUAUCCGUGAUGAGGAGCUUUCGGUGCGCACGCCGUACAAGCCAACGGUACCGUGGGAAGAAAGUUCGUCACUGCAGGACGUGAUCAAGGAUCAAUUCGUUGCCUCCACAAUCCAACGCAGCCAUCGACAGAGUCGACUCAGCCCAUCAUUCACUGUGGCAAAUAUGGAAAAGAUAUGCGGGCUGGAGAUCAAGUGGACGGAGAGCCUAGAGGACCACCUCCGGCUUGACAUAACAACAAAAAGCCUCUGGGUAUUCCCUUACAAGGACUUCCUUGUAGGGCACCUGCAUGCUUCCACUGACUCCGCCAAGAAAAGGCAAGCACUCCGAAAUCGUGGACGGGAGGGCUUUACCUGA